Molecule: messenger RNA, 1186 nt
Organism: Salarias fasciatus (jewelled blenny)
Lineage: Eukaryota; Metazoa; Chordata; Actinopteri; Blenniiformes; Blenniidae
Product: bone morphogenetic protein 1
Exons: 11
Coding region: 1-1176 (391 amino acids)
Biological process (GO): proteolysis
Molecular function (GO): zinc ion binding; metalloendopeptidase activity
Source: RefSeq, a predicted model, not a curated record
AUGCACCGGGGCCCGCCGGCGUCCCGGCCCGGGGCUGGACCUGGAGCUGACCGACUCGCCGGCGAGACAUCUCCAGACUCCUCUGUGGACCCUCCCGGACCCCAAAGAGGUCUAGAGACGCCCUGCUCCAGCCGCCCCCCUCCCUCAGCCGCCGGGCCUGGAGACGUCCACCUGCUGCUGGACAGGGGACUCCUCACCAGCAGAGUCCACUGUCCACCUCGUCCUCAGCACCGGGACACCCCAGGACUGUGUCCUCGGUCCACUCUGGUCCUCCCUGUUCGCCCCCACUGCUCCACCGGGGACGGCAGGACAGCGGACAGACCAGCGUCCCCCGUCUACAUCAACAAUGGAGGAGUGAGUUCUGCUCCGCUGGAGGAAACGACAACUGCUGAAGUUUCCAGAACCGACCCGGAGAACCCCGAGACUUUGGAGGAGCUGAAGUCUGAUGAGCGCCCCCUGCUGGAGGGAGACAUGCUGCAGCCUGAGGACCGGAACGCCGUGAGCAGAGUGUGGCCCACGCUGGAGAUCCCCUACGAGAUCAGCCCGGAGCUGGCUGGACGGAGGGACGAGCUCCUGGCUGCCAUGGCGAUGGUGUCCAAACACACCUGUGUGAGCUUCCACCAGCGGGGGGCCGAGAGGGACCACCUGCUGUUCACCAAGGGCAAGGGCUGUGCGUCCUACGUGGGCUUCAUCGGCGGCCCUCAGCAGGUGUUCGUGGGGCCCCGGUGCACUGUGGGUAAUGUGGUCCAUGAGAUCCUCCACGCUCUGGGCUUCUACCACGAACACACCCGGACGGACCGGGGGGGAUACGUCACCAUCGUCCUGCAGAAUGUCCUGCCAGGGAAGGAGAGGAACUUCAAGCAGCGGGACGGACAGACGUUCGGCCUGCCCUACGACCUGCAGUCCAUCCUGCACUACGGGAGGAGCUUCUUCUCCUCCAACGGUCUUCCCACCAUCAUCGCCAAGGAGGACGUGGAGGACAUGGGACAGAGAGUCCGGCUGACGGAGACGGACGUCCAGAGAGUGAGACGGCUCUACAAGUGUGACGCUCUCAGGCCUCCGUCCAAGGGCAGAGCAGGGAAAGAUGGAGGACGACGUCUCCACCCAUGUCCUCACUACAUCAGCCAGCACACUGAGGCAGUGACCCCCGUCCUCCCUGUCCUCCCCGUCCUCUGAAAUAAAGCCG